UCUGGAACGUGGCUGUCUUGCAGCACCAUGGGGGACUGGAGCCUGCUGGGGCGGCUGCUGGAGAACGCCCAGGAGCACUCCACGGUGGUGGGGAAGGUUUGGCUCACCGUCCUCUUUGUUUUCCGCAUCCUGGUACUGGGGGCAGCUGCAGAACGGGUGUGGGGUGAUGAGCUGGCCGGCUUCUCCUGCGACACGCAGCAGCCCGGCUGCCAGAACGCCUGCUAUGACAGCACCUUCCCCAUCUCCCACCUGCGCUUCUGGGUCCUGCAGAUCAUCUUCGUCUCCACCCCCAGCCUGGUGUACCUGGGCCACAUCCUGCACCUGGUGCACCUGGAGGAGAAGGCGCAGCAGCAGGCGGCAGCGCGGGGCGGCGGCGGGGCCCGGCGGCAGCAGGGAAAGCCCCGGAUCCCAGCACGGGACACUCAGGGCCGGGUCCACAUGCGUGGGGCCAUCCUGAGGACGUACGUCUGCAGCGUUGUCUUCAAGGCUCUCUUCGAGAUGGGCUUCAUAGCAGGGCAGUACGCCUUGUAUGGGCUUGAGCUGAAGCCCCUCUACACCUGCAGCCGCUGGCCCUGCCCCAACACCGUCAACUGCUACAUCUCCCGGCCCACCGAGAAGACCAUCUUCAUCCUCUUCAUGCUGGGGGUGGCCUGCGUGUCUCUGCUGCUCAACCUGGUGGAGAUUUACCACCUGGGCCUCACCAAAUGCCGGCAGCGGCCAGGUCCCAGAUCCCGCAUCCUGCCUGGCCCUGGUGGCAUUGUGGGGUCCCACAGUGCCCGCUUCACCUUGCCUGGUGGUGGCAACCCCAUGGAUGCCAGCAGACCACACCUGGCACCUCUGGGGAAGGCUGGUGUGUGGCUGGGGGCGGACAGUGUGUCCCGUGGGAAAGUGCAAGCAGCAGACCUGGCAGUGUGAACGCAGCUGGUGCCUGCCAGGAUGCUUGGGGAUGGAUGAUGCGUGGGCUGCCGUGCUGUGCCGUGGUGGCCACAGUUGUGGUUCCCAUCUCGAGGACCUGGCAGGCCUGUGGCACAGACCCCAUGGCCAGCAUGAGAGCUGAGCAUGGCCCAGGAGCAGCAGGACCAAGCUGGGGCAGAGGCAAACCCCACUACCCCAACCAUCAGCCCUGAGAAGCAAAUAAACAUCCACUGCACCUCACUUGACUCCUGCUCUGCCCACGGGCGCUGUGGCAUUGCUGCCUGAACAUCCAUCUCAUGCAUGACCCCAAAGGCUGGGGAAGGGCCACCACCAUGCUGGGCUGCAGUUCUGGGGGUGGGGAGCAGACAGGACAGAGCACAGGCAGCACAGCAAGGGAGGGAUAGAGAGGAGAUGCAUGGAGGCAGCUCGUCCUGCUCUCCUCCCCCAGGGCCAUGAUCUGGCUGCAGGGACAUGCUGAGCUGGGAUCACCCGCUGCUAAGGGGACAAGGGCCCUUGUGCCCAGCAGAGCCAUGCAGCACCUUUGGGAGAGGCCAAGCCCAGGAAAGGGAAGGUCCCAGCCCC
Phasianus colchicus (ring-necked pheasant) is the source of this 1497-nucleotide messenger RNA. Its product is annotated as gap junction alpha-3 protein-like. Gene Ontology annotation, molecular function: gap junction channel activity. Lineage: Eukaryota; Metazoa; Chordata; Aves; Galliformes; Phasianidae. Gene Ontology annotation, biological process: cell-cell signaling. The record is from RefSeq and is a predicted model, not a curated record. Gene Ontology annotation, cellular component: connexin complex.